Wasmannia auropunctata (little fire ant) is the source of this 706-nucleotide messenger RNA. Its product is annotated as receptor-interacting serine/threonine-protein kinase 4-like. Gene Ontology annotation, cellular component: glycosylphosphatidylinositol-N-acetylglucosaminyltransferase (GPI-GnT) complex. Lineage: Eukaryota; Metazoa; Arthropoda; Insecta; Hymenoptera; Formicidae. Gene Ontology annotation, biological process: GPI anchor biosynthetic process. The annotation marks the transcript as partial. The transcript has a single exon. The record is from RefSeq and is a predicted model, not a curated record. Gene Ontology annotation, molecular function: protein binding.
CGUAGCCCUAAUCGAAUCCUCGGAAGUCGAAACUCCACGCAAUGAUCGCGCCAUCAUUCACGUCCUUCUUGAGAGCGGCGCGGACGUCUCAUUGCAGACCAGACAGACUCAGGAAUCAGCGUUCCACCACUGUGCACUCGCCGGCAACAACGAGGUUCUGACGGAGAUGAUCAGUCGCAUGUCAGCUACGGAAAUGCAAAAGGCCUUGAACCAGCAGAAUGCCGUGAGUUGGACGCCGCUGCUGAUUACCGCAAAUCGGGGUCAUAUGCAAAUGGUGACCACUAUCCUCGCCAAUCACGGACAAGUCGACGUGUUCGAUCUCGAAGGUAGAUCUGCUCUUCAUCUAGCCGCUGAGCACGGCUACCUUCAAGUCUGCGAUGCGUUAUUGGCAAACAAUGCCUUUAUAAACUCCAAAUCAUACGUGGGAAACACUGCCCUGCACCUAGCUGCCAUGAAUGGUUACACGCAUUUGGUACAAUUCCUCGUACAGGACCACAGAGCCGCGAUAGACGUGCUCACACUGAGGAAGCAAACUCCUCUUCAUCUGGCAGCGGGAGCGGGUCAGUUGAAAGUCUGCAAGCUAUUAUUGGAACUCGGCGCAAGCAUAGAUGCCACAGACGACCAGGGACAAAAGCCGAUUCACGCUGCGGUCAUGAAUAACUACACCGAAGUGGCGCAACUCUUUUUACAAAGGCACGCCGGUCUG